UGAAGUCGAUUGAUGUGCGACAUUUCGAUGACAGACGACAACAAAUAGAGUUGCUAUUCGAUCUCGACCACAGCAUUCUGCACUACCCCAUCUUCGAAUGCUGCAUUAAACGAUAACGAGGACACGCCCCAAAACCCCUAGCAGCCCUCCCCUAUGCUAGCAAGAUGAUGAUGAUGAUGAUGACUCGAGAGUUGAGUUGUUAUUUUUUACUUCUGUCUGCACGAGGCGAGCGUCGAGCGAAUGUCUCUUGCUUCAUUCUACCAAUAGCAAUACCAAAGGAGAUGGAGAGAGCUGCGGGAAAAAAAGCAGAAGAUGGGCGCCCGGCCGCGAAGUGUUGGCGUUGGCUGCCGUCCCGUCCGGGUAUGCUCGCAGAAUUUCAAGGGGGAGCUUUUAAUCCGGUACCGCCGGCGCGUUUCCCGACGGCGACGCGCGCAAGCCUUACCAGAGCGGCACGCAUCAAGCCGACGCCGCCGCGGCGCCCCCGAGCGAAAAUUGGGCAGCGUGGUGCGUGGCGCCUGCCCUUUUAUCAUAUUACGAGCGCGCGAAGAGCGCUGCUCCUCCCGCCGCGCUCGCUCGCCGGGGGCGCAGUGGGUGCCCGUCUUCGUUCAGGCCGCUGGUUGUCUGUGUCUUGUCCGCGCGCUGGUUGGCCGCUUUUUGCUGCCGAUGCGGGUGUCCCGCAACAGUGGGCCCAGUCCGGUUCUGUGAUCCAUGGCACGAGUGCGGAGCGGUUGCCGGUUAGUUUUCCGGAGAGGGGCGAGCCGCGGCUGUUCGCCGUGGCCCGCUGGCGCCAGCGAACAAAAGCCAAUGUGCGCGGUGGCAGGCCUGCCAGCCUGCCAGCUGCACGCAAGCAGCGACCGAGCGUGGCCUGCCCGCGCGUUGAUCCGGGGGCGCGCGCGUUCUCUCGGUCCCAGCAGUUUCAUUCGAAGUAUUAUCCAGUUCAU
Messenger RNA from Amoebophrya sp. A120, 941 nucleotides. The record is from the annotation of a GenBank genome assembly. NCBI's taxonomy places the organism in Eukaryota, Dinophyceae, Syndiniales, Amoebophryaceae.